Messenger RNA from Notolabrus celidotus (New Zealand spotty), 3266 nucleotides. RefSeq names its product zinc finger DHHC-type palmitoyltransferase 18a (gene zdhhc18a). Gene Ontology annotation, biological process: protein targeting to membrane; peptidyl-L-cysteine S-palmitoylation. Gene Ontology annotation, cellular component: endoplasmic reticulum; Golgi apparatus. NCBI's taxonomy places the organism in Eukaryota, Metazoa, Chordata, Actinopteri, Labriformes, Labridae. Gene Ontology annotation, molecular function: protein-cysteine S-palmitoyltransferase activity. The record is from RefSeq and is a predicted model, not a curated record. The transcript is spliced from 10 exons. Bases 391 to 1488 code for a protein of 365 amino acids.
UCUGUCAACGUCAGCUCUACGUCAGCGUGCUGACCGUUACGCACAUUGGCUGGCGAUCAUCAGACAUGGAAAUGUGAACUAGAGGAGCAGCCUGUGUAAUCGAGCAAAUCUGUGAUAAAUGACUAGAUAUUAAAAACAGAGGAUGACUCAUUUUCAGGAUUGGCUUUAAUUCAGAUACCAAAGAUGGAAUUACACUCUGGGAGCGAUUCAGUUCGUCAAACUGCACCGGAGAGGAAUGCUUCUGCUGGUUCGCUAGCUAGUCUGAGUUAGCUUUCAGGAUGGGUGUCAUAUAUGCGUACAAUGACUGAGAAUUGAAAAGGAACUUCUCCUGGUAAACGAGACAAGAGAGUUUUGUGUUGUGCCUUCUGCUACCUCUGUUCUGUUUACGUGAUGAAGAACUGCGAGUACCAGCAGAUCGACCCGCGGGCGCUGUCGGUGCUGCCCUCGUCGGCACAGAACCACACCGAGAAGAAGGCGCAGCGUCCGCGGAGGAAAUGGGAGGUGUUCCCGGGGAAGAACAGGUUUUUCUUCGAUGGACGGAUCAUCCUGGCCAGACAAAGCGGCGUCCUUCCUCUGACCCUGGGCCUUAUUGUUGUCACUUGUGGCCUUUUCUUUGCAUUCGAUUGCCCAUUCCUGGUGAAACAUCUGACCAUCUUCAUACCUGUGAUAGGUGGGGUGCUUUGUGUGUUUGUGGUCUUGUCCCUGCUAAGAACCAGCUUUACAGAUCCAGGUAUCUUACCAAGGGCGACCCCAGAUGAAGCAGCAGACAUAGAGAAGCAGAUAGAUACCUCAGGAUCCUCUACGUACCGCCCCCCUCCGCGGACCAAGGAGAUCCUCAUCAACCAGCAGGUGGUAAAGCUCAAAUACUGCUUCACUUGUAAAACGUUUCGCCCACCUCGGACCUCCCACUGCAGCCUGUGUGACAACUGUGUUGAACGAUUUGAUCACCACUGUCCAUGGGUGGGGAACUGCGUAGGCAAACGCAAUUACCGCUUUUUCUACAGCUUCAUCAUCUCUCUGUCUUUUCUGACCUCUUUUAUAUUUGGCUGCGUCAUCACACACAUCACUCUGCGCACUCAAGCAGGUAAAAGCAUUGUUCAAGCCAUUCAAGAGAGCCCUGCCAGUGUGGUGGAGUUGGUGAUUUGUUUCUUCUCCAUCUGGUCUAUUAUGGGCCUCUCGGGCUUCCAUACUUACUUAAUAGCCUCCAACCUCACAACAAAUGAAGAUAUAAAGGGCUCCUGGUCAAGUAAAAGGGGUGCAGAGGAUUCUGGGAACCCUUACACUUACAACAGUAUUGUAACCAACUGCUGUGCAACGUUAUGUGGACCCAUGCCCCCAAGUCUGAUCGACAGACGAGGUUUCCUUCCUCCUGAUGAAGUGAUCCCUGCCGUCUCUGCCUCAGAGAUCGAGCUGCCUCCCUUCACAGCCAAGAACGACGCACACAUGGAGGAGAACUGUCAGGACUUUUCUUUGUCCUGCACAGCCUGAAGGGCACUGCUGCAUGUAGACGGUUAAUGUGCACUCAGAGCACCAAGGACGUGCUAGAGAGGGUGGUCCACUCCUUGGACUCUCAAGGCUUGUGCCCCUUUGGCACACCAAAGACAGCUCCUCUCAGCGUGGAGGUCUCCAGUGCUGCAGCUUCACCCUCGGCUGGCUGCUCGCAACAGCUCAACCGCCAGCCUGUGCCUGCCCACUGCCCGCCGUUUAACAGAAGCCGCAAGAGGGACUCGCUGCACUCCAUCAACCCGGCCUUCCGUCUGGCUUCUCCCUCCCCAUCGUUGAGCCGCCCCACACUGAUUCUAGGGGAUGCACCUGACAUCGGCUUCAUCUCACUGCCCUGAAUAUAAACAAACAGAAGGAGUUGCUGCAUCGCUGCUCGGAAUCACUGGAAGUGUUUCCAACGAUACACACUUUUUCACAGUGUUGCUUGUGUUUUUGUAUGUCGAGAUGUCUUUCUGAUGAGUUCAAUAAGCAUCACCUGGGGCGUCUUUAUGUUAGUGCGUUUUCUCAAAACUCUAUUUUACUGUUCGUUUCCUUCACAGCGGAGGUAAAUCUUAGUAAUACUUUGAAGCACAAAAUAGAGCUAUUUUUUUAACACCUUUUUACAAAGACACCCAGAACAUGCCUCCACACCUCCACAGAACCUCAAGCCAUACAUCACAGCCGCAGUGUUUCUUCAGUUCUUGAUAAUAUCUUUAUGCAAAUAAAUCUUAAAUCUGGGAAUACUCCAAAUAUGGCUGGAUGCAAGAGGAAUAAAAAGCUUUGAUUGACUGAAGUGAAAAGCUCUGGACAGGGAGCUGCCUCAAGAGUUAGCCUUCUGUCACGUCCUUUCACCUAGGUAACAGUAUACUUCAUCUUAGUGCUAUUAUAGGUGGAUAGCUGGAAGAGGGAUGCUUAAGUGCAGAUUGUUUUUUUAGUGUAUGUGUAAGAAGGUUCUUGCUUUAUUUUGUUCUCAGUUCUUUAUGUUUAGUACAUCAGAUGAACGGAGGCUAAAUGGUAAACAUUGAUUUGAGCUCCAUUAUGUGCACAGGUUUUUCACGUAGAUCGGAUAGCGACUGGAGUGUUUACCAUUAUACGAUGUAUGUUCACUGUUUCUGCUUUAUCAAAACUGUUACAUUUCAAGAAGUAUCCCAUGUCUUAUUUGCUGCUGUGGAGCAAGGCUUGGAUUGUAGUAUUCAUGCUGACACUGUUUCCUGUUGUUGUGAUCUGAUGACAUGCUUUUAGUCAGUGAUGGUCUUUUUUUUUUUUUGUACACUGCCUGUCACAUUGAGUGUUUCUGGUUACAGCACAGGCUCAGUGUGUGGACUGUAUAAAGCAGGGUAAUGUUUUAGGAAUGUUGAGGCCUCUGUACAUGCAGGAUAGGCUGUCAUUUCCAUGGCUGCGUCCUUCCAAGUUACAGCACGAAACCUAACCUCCAGCUGUCAAGAGGAAGCAACAGAGGUCAGCUGGUACCACUAGGGGGCAGCAUGCGACUAAGAAUUGCAGCCCAUGGUCACGGGUCAAUCUAGGAAUACAUAAACCAUUAAAAGAAAAGGCCUUUUGGUGUUCUACUUGUUUUGUAAUUGAGGGUUGCAGAUGUACAUAGGAGGAGUUUGUGAAGAAACACUUUGCAGUAGUCAAAGUGUCGUUCUUCACCAGUCUGCAUCAAGACCCGUAGGUUGUGUGUAACUACAAGCAGUGCUUGUAAGAACAAACGUGUUUGUAUUUUGUAAGAUGUAACAGUAGAGCUGUAACAUUUGAUCAAUAAAAUAUCAGUUUCAAUUAUU